AUGAGCAAUAACGCAACAAACUCAGCAGGGCAAUCUCCAAAGCUAGAGAUCGCAAUCGCCGGCGGAGGCAUUGCGGGGCUGAUAACGGCCAUUGCCUUGAUCAAACACCCAGGCGUUAACAUCCAAGUGUAUGAGCGUGCUGAAGAGCUUCGAGAGAUUGGGGCAAGCAUUGCCCUCGGGCCCAAUGGGCUCAGUUCUUUGGAUAAGCUAGGAGUCAAAAACGCGUUUGACGACAACAUUCUGUACCGUCAACGAUCUGGAUGGCCCAUGGUUUAUCGCCAUUGGAAAACGUCAGAGAUUAUUGGAUAUGAUGAACAUCGGAACGUCAAAGACAAACGGUUCAUUACCACUAGGUACCACCGCGCACAUCUCCACAAGGCACUCUACGAGAAUCUUCCGAGCGAGAUAGUGCACUUUGGUAAAAAGUUGGUAAAUGUAAGCGCAGACCGAGACGAGGGUGUUACUUUAUCAUUCGAGGAUGGAACUACUGCUAAGGCAGAUAUUUGCAUUGGGGCCGAUGGCAUUCACUCUACUGUCAGGAAAACAUUAGCCCCUGAACAUAAGAUUCACUGGACAGGGUGGGUUGCGCUGCGUGCUGUCUAUGAACAGUCUCGUCUGGAUGGUGUUGACUACCCUGAAGGCGCUGCUCACUGGGGGCUAUAUACGGUUGUGGGAGGCUACCACGCCGAUCUGGAUGACCCCAAAAGUCAAGGGCAUGGGGUUAGGUGGGACGACCAAGGCGAUGUCGAACAGUUCAAGUCUUUCUACAAGUGUCAAUUGAUUGACGAUGAGGCCUCUCAGGACUGGCACCCAGCCAUCCGCUCCAUCACAGAGGCUGCGCCGUACAUUCGCCAAUUUCCGGGCUACGCAGCUGACCCCCUGGAUACUUGGUCAUUUCAUGACCGAAUCGUCCUGGUCGGAGACGCCGCGCACGGUCACGGGGGUGCAUUUGCGGCGGGAGGGUCCCUCGCUAUCAAUGAUGCACAUGCACUGUCCCUGGCUCUGUUCCAUGUCUGGCCGCCGUCGGAGUCUUCCAGAAAGCCCUCGGCAGCCGAUCUGCACAAAGUCUUUGAAAUCUACCAAGCCACAAGAAAACCGCAGGUGGACAGACUGCUCGAUUCAGUACACAAGUCUGUUGCUGGCCGAAGGGUCAAGACAGACAACGGGACUGAAGAAACCGACGAGCAGCUGCGCAAGAGGGUAAGCGAGCGGAUGGAUCCGUACUGGGUUGCUGAGCAUGAUGUCGAGGCUGCUUUCGAGGCUGUGGUAGCCAAAGCGCCCAGCUCUGGGCACCAAGUGCUGGGAAACAAGCCGCCACAGGCACUAUUGUAG
This is a messenger RNA of Clonostachys byssicola, 1332 nucleotides long. The record is from the annotation of a GenBank genome assembly. Lineage: Eukaryota; Fungi; Ascomycota; Sordariomycetes; Hypocreales; Bionectriaceae.